Lycium barbarum (goji berry) is the source of this 7446-nucleotide messenger RNA. RefSeq names its product methyl-CpG-binding domain-containing protein 9. Gene Ontology annotation, cellular component: nucleus. The transcript is spliced from 11 exons. The record is from RefSeq and is a predicted model, not a curated record. Bases 357 to 6920 code for a protein of 2187 amino acids. NCBI's taxonomy places the organism in Eukaryota, Viridiplantae, Streptophyta, Magnoliopsida, Solanales, Solanaceae. Gene Ontology annotation, molecular function: protein binding.
UUCGAGAAACCACAAAAAAAAAAAAAAAAAAAAAAAAAAGGCCAAACCCAAACACAAACCUCUCUUCACUUUCCUUCUUCUCUUUCGACAAGUACAAACUCACUCACUAAUACACAUGUCUUCCCAAAUUUGUCUCUUACCAAUUUACGUUACACAUCUGUUUUUUGGAUUCACAAAAUCCCAUUUUUGCUUAAAUCACCUAUAAACCCCCAACACCCCUUUUAUAUAUAGAGCACCUCUUCUUUACAUAUAAUGCUUGUUGAUGUCUUUGAGCAAAACAGAAAAUUAUUUCACUCUCACAAUUAUAAUAAUAAUAAUAAUAAUACAGAUUUCUACUUCUUGUUUUUCAGAAGAAAAUGAAGAACAGCAAUCGUCCUUUGCCUUUUCAUAUCGAUCUUAACGAAGCUCCUUUGCCUUCACCGAGAGAAAGGGUUGUUGUUUCCGCUCCAUUCUUGGAUAAUCCGGAACCCACCCGGGUCAAGAAUGAACCGGGUCAACCCGACCCGGUUAGGAAUGUUCGGGUCUGUAGUUCUUGCCAGUCGGGUUCGGGUUCAGGUUCAGGUUCUAGGAGGUGGGGUCAGCAAGAGGAAUGGAAGUGUUUUAAAUGUGUGUUGAGUGGGGGUAGUGGGGGUGGUGGGGUAAGUGGGGGUGGCGGGGUAAGUGGGGUGUUGGAUAUGAAUGCUGUGCCGGUGUUGGAUAUGAAUGCAUCGCCGCCACGGGAAUUGAUGGAGGAAGGAGAAAGCAUGUGUGUGGACUUGAAUGAUGAGUUGCCUGUUGUAAGAGAAUUGGAGCAAGAACGUGUGGCAAACAAUGUCAUUUCCUCGAGAUGCGAAGCAAGGAGUCAUCGCGUUCUGGGGGCAGCCAUGAGCCUUAGAGAAGUGUGUGCUUCUAACAAUGUCGAGCAAACUGAUCCUGAUGUGAAAAGAUUCCAAGCUAUGAAAAGUUUCUCUUCUACUGGCCGUUCCUUCAAUGCCCCAACAAGCUCUUUUUUGGUAUAUAGGGAGAAUGGAUUCAAUUUUCAGAAGGCUUCCUCACUUACAGGGGAUAUUCGUAAGUCACAAUUGGAGGACACAGCUCUCGAUAGACCUCAUUCUGACCGGAUAAAUCUAAGCAUAACAGAUCCAGUAUUGAUGUAUGAUUCAAGGAAUCGUGUAUGUGAUUUCACUGCAAAGAAAUUUGUUCUACCAAGAACGCGUGAAAUUUAUCUUCAAGAACUUAGAGAAUAUAUUGCUGGGAUGAAAGGCCAUCUAGAUGAUGGCUGGCAUGUGGAUAUUAAGUAUUGUGACAAAAGAUGCAAGACUUAUCCAGUAUAUGUUGGACCAAAAGGAACUUCCUUUGAGUCGCCUGAUGAUGUUGCUCAACAUAUGGGGUUGUACCAAUCUGUGGAGGUUGAUGGCGGUAAAUUUACUUUAGUUCGUGAGGGAUUGCCAAAUGUCUUUAGAAGUAAAUUAGCUUCAGGUUCUGCUAAAGCCCGCAAGUCUGAACAAAGUCGGAAUUCUCCUGGGGGCAACUUCUUCCAUAAUGGUGGUUCUAUAGCCAAGAGUAUAUAUCCAAGUGAUGGCUAUCCAGUUCAGUUUCAGGACUUCUUUCUUAUGCAAGCUGGAAAUGUUGACCCUCGACCAUCAUAUCACAGCACUAGUGAGAUAUGGCCUGUGGGUUACUUGUCUAGCUGGCAUGACAGAAUUACAGGAUCUUUUUUUACUUGUGAGGUUGCUGAUGGAGGGGAUCCUGGCCCAGUUUUCAAGGUCAAGAGGUACCCAUGCAGCCUGCAGUCUAUCCCAAUUGGUUCGACGGUCCUUUUAACAUCUAGAUGCGAUUCUCGUAUUGGCGAAGAUAAUGUGGAAAAUGGUAAUUCUGUAACUUCUAUGCUGGAUGAUGAGGAGAGUUCUUCCAUCCAGGUGAUGCUAGAAGAGUGCGACCCACCAGAUCUGAAUUGUGACACUGAAAAUAUGCAGUGGUUGAAUUCAUUACCUGGAAAGUUUGGAAAGGUAUGUCCUGGUGUUAUUGGGCAAGGGGACAGUGUGGGGGAGUUUGUUGUGGAAGGAAGAUCUACAUCUUCUGUGUGGGAAAUGGCUUCCCAGCAUCUUCUGCAUGCAUGCAUUGCUGCUUAUAAGCAAAAAGGUGUAAUCCAAUUCUGCUGUAGUCAUGAGGUAGAUAAAAUGGAUGAAAAAGAGCUGAGUGAAGUAGGUUCAUUGUCCAAGUUCUCUUACUGUGGUGGCACUUUUAACUUUCCAAGAUUAGUGCAGAGCAAUUUCGAUUUUAAAAUUGCUUGUGAAAUGUUAGUGAAGUGGUUAGAGCAAGACAGAUUUGGACUAGAUGCAGACUUCGUGCAAGAAAUUAUAGAACAGCUUCCUGGUGUAUCUGCAUGCACUAAUUAUAAAAGUGUUAGUAAGAGAAAGCACAACACAACUCUGCAAACAGUCAGAAAUGGGUUCCUGCAGGCUAAAAGAAAGAAUCACAUGCAGGAUGAGAGGGAAGCUGUCGAAUCUUUGAGAAUUUCUGGAACACGCAAAAAUCAUAUGGGGGACGCUGACAUCAGGCGUCCCUGUAUUGCUGGAAAGCCGCUUAGCACAAAGAUUCCUGCAUUUUUGAUAGGUGACACUCUCCAGGUUUGGGAAUUCUUGUUGAGGUUUUCAGAAGUCUUGGGGCUGGAAGCUCCACUUUCAUUUGAAGAACUUGAAGAGGAAAUAGUUGGUCCAUGGACAGAUAAAACAAGUUCAAUCGAAAUGCCCACACUCGAGAUUCAGGAUGUCAGGGAGAUCGCCUUAGCAAGAGGUGAAAUGGACUCUCUAUCUGGUAGAUUGGGUUUUCAUCAAUCUAUUGGAUUUACUCGUUUGCUUUUGGCAAAGAUUCAUGGUCUACUGCUCAAAGCUCUCGUCACCGAGCUGGUCUCAAAAGUUGCUGUCUAUGUCGAUCCGAAUUAUGGUGCAGGAGGGUUCAAAUCUAGAAGAGGCAGGAAAAAAGAUGCUGACAAUUUAGCGACUCUCAAAAAAACGAGACUUGAUAUGCUUCCCAUUAAUGAAGUUACAUGGCCUGAAAUUGCUCGGAGGUACAUGUUAGCAGUGUGGACCAUGGAAGUUAAUCUUGAGUCUCCAGAAAUUGCUUGCCGGGAGAGUGGGAAGGUAUUUCAUUGCUUACAAGGUGAUGGUGGGACGCUUUGUGGCUCUCUUACGGGAGUUGCUGCAUUAGAGGCUGAUGCAAUGCUUCUUGCAGAGGCUACAAAGCAAAUAUUUGGAUCACUGAAGAGGGGAAGCAUUUUUGUUUCCAUUGAUGAGAAAGAAUCUGAUGCCAAAGGAGCCGACGCUGAUGAUGGAAAAGUCCCAGAGUGGGCAAAGGCACUGGAGCCAGUACGGAAGCUGCCUACAAAUGUGGGGGCUCGUAUUAGGAAAUGUAUCAAUGAGGCUUUGGAAAAAGAUCCACCUGAAUGGGCAAGGGAAAAAUUGGUGUACUCGAUUAGUAAGGAAGUUUACAAGGGAAAUGCAUCAGGGCCAACCAAGAGAGCAGUAAUUUCUGUCCUGGCUGAUGUUAACAGUGAAACUACUUCUUCCAAACCUGAGAAGGAAGUAAAGGUAAAGAGUUCUACCUCUGUGUCUGAUAUCAUUAUGAAACAAUGUCGGAUUAUACUGCGGCGAGCUGUUAAAGAAGAUAAAGAUAAAGUCUUCUGCAAUCUCUUGGGAAGAUCUGUUCUGAACCCUAAUGAUGACGAUGAGGGGCUUCUUGGGCAUCCGGCAAUGGUAUCUCGGCCUUUAGACUUCAGGACCAUUGAUCUGAAGUUGGCUGCUGGAUCCUACGGGGGAUCACAUGAAUCUUUCAUCGAUGAUGUGCGGGAGGUUUGGCAUAAUAUAAGGACUGCGUACUGCAACAAGUCCAAUUUGCUUGAUUUAGCUGGAUCUUUGUUGCAGAAAUUCGAGGAAGAUUAUGAAAAAGAGGUUCUUCCCCUAGUCCAGAAAAUCGAGUGUUCAAAUGACAGCAGUUUAAGCAGUGAAGCUGCAAAAACGAGAGAUGAACUCCUAGCUCAUGUGAAUGAGAGCCUACUUCCUAAAGCCCCUUGGGAGGAAGGAAUCUGUAAAGUAUGUGGCAUGGAUAAAGAUGACGUCAAUUGUCUUCUUUGUGAUAAAUGUGAUUCGGAGUACCAUACGUAUUGCUUAAAUCCUCCGCUGGUUAAAGUUCCUCGGGGGAAUUGGUAUUGCCCCGAUUGUGAAGCUAAGAAAUCACAGUCCCUGAAUGCUUCUUCUGGUUCUCAUAUUAUUCGUCAAUGCAUUAAAAGGAGGUUGCACAGAAAAAAACUAACUCUCAAGAUUAUGGAUGCACUUUCUCGAUUAACAAGCACAAUGGAGUUGAAAGAAUAUUGGGAACUUCCACGGGAGGAUAGAAUUUUCCUUCUUAAAUUCCUGUGUGACGAGGUGUUGAAUUCAGCCUUUCUUCGUGAUCAUAUUGACCGAAGCGCCUCUCUGUCUGCUGAAUUGCAGCAGAAACUGCGUAGCCUCAGUGCUGAGCUGAAGCUUCUAAAAUGCAGAGAGGAAAUUUUGACUGGAAGCCUUGCAAAACUGAAGAGUAAUGGUCGGAGCAGUGGAGACGGAGGAUCAGAUGCAUUAGCGUCUCUACGGUCCAAUGACUGUAAACUGAAGGUACAGGAGCCUGACAGUGGCAGCCAUAACUCGUCCAUCUCUGGUGGUUGUAGACAGCUGGAUGAUGGCAGCAAUCAUAUUAGAAACUCUCCUGAUUCAAUCAACCAUUCACAGCAUCAGCAGUUGUUGAAGGAUGAUACAGGGUCUCUGAAUACUUCAUCCCCUGCAAAAGGUGGUACUGAAGAAGCUAGUUUGCAAAAUGACGUGUCCAUAUCUACCCUCCAACAAGAAAAUAUUCAAGUUCCUGGCAAUUGUUUGGAGUCCGCACAAAGUAGUUCAAAUGGUGUGUUGCUGUUUGCUGCUCGUUUGGUGCCUGGCAAUACUUUGUCAGGCUCCAUGAGCAACCAUAUGGCUGAGCACACACCUACCACAAAAUACAGCCGUCAGUGUUCCAUACAAGCUGACCCAAAUUUGGCGCAAGCAUACCUUCUUGAGAUAUCUGAUCUGAAGAAUGAGAUUCGUGCUUUGGAGGACUCAAUUGCUGCCAAAGAAGUAGAACUUCAGGAGGUUUCUGUUAGGAAGGAAUAUAUGGGACAGGAUUCUGAGGGCAGACUCUACUGGAGUUGUGGCAGGUCUACUUCACUACAAAUAGUUGCUAAUGGCAGUACAAGUACACAGCCGGAGUCAUCUCGACGUUUGUGGUCUUAUGGUGUAGAAAGUUCACGAGAAAAUGGUGUUUUAGAUUCAUCUGCUCCUUGGGAGAAUAUGGGCAUGCCUAAUCUUGAUCAGUGGACAUCUUAUAAAUCUGAUGUUGAGGUUGAACUACUUCGUCGAUGGCUAAGAGAGGAUGACACGAGAGAGAAAGAAUUGAAGGAGGCCAUUUUGCAGUGGCAGGAUAAUAGAACCAAAAAAUCCAGCUAUUCGGACAGUCAAGUCCAUAACAAGGUAAGACCGAGCACUUCUAUCCCCUCUGAGGAUUCUGGUUCCUGUUUCAGUUCUGAUUCUCUCGUCACCAGAGCCGUUACUGCAAUUAAAAAGAAGAUUAACGGUUGCUUAGCAGAAGAGGAAAUGGAUAUCUGCAAGGAUAUGGGUGUCAAAGUGAGAGUUUCUUUUGAUGGUGGAUUAUACAGGUGCGAGUGUCUAGAACCAUUAUGGCCGUCUAGACCUCAUUGUCUGUCUUGCCACCAAACAUUUUCCAAUGCUGCGGAACGUCUGAAGCAUGCAAAUGACAAGUGCAGGAUUGAUUCACCCAUUCAGCGGAAUGGGGAAACAAGCGAACAACCUCCUAAGCGGAAAAGAACGGCAAAAAAUGAAACACUGCAGGAGAAUUCGUUGAGCAAUAUUGACGUGUCUCAAGCUUCCAAGAGCAAGAAGCUUGGUAAUGGUGAAGCAUCUAGGAGGGACAAGCAUGGUAAUGAACCAGCUUCUGCUGAAAAUCAAACCGAACAAGAAUGUCCAUAUAAGUUUGAGGAGAUCAAAGCACAGUUCAUCACUCCGACAUCUCUCAAGGAGCUGGUGAAGGACAUAGGACUCAUUGGGUCUAACGGUACACCAUCAUUUGUUCCAUGCACAUCUCCAUAUCUAAGUGAUUCUGCCCUUGGAUUGGUCUCCCAAAGGGAAAAUGAGGUAUGUGCAGGAAAUUCUACAGAUUUAUUGUCUUCAGAGCAGGAACCUCGGAAUGGAGCCAAAAUUUCUACUGGAAAUAACUUAGCUGUGGUUGGACCAAUGUUUGAGAGACUAAAAUCUGCAACUAAGAGGGGAAGAGAUCAGUUCUCUUCUACCAAGGAUAAAGUCCUUGAAUUUGGGGAUGACAUGUACUUUAUUAUUCCGGAAUCCUCACUGCGUCCUUUCAUAGGUUACGCUUCUGAAAUUUUGCGGCGUCUUAAAAUCAACUUGCUUGACAUAGAUGCGGCUUUACCUGAAGAAGCUUUGAGAGUGUCAAGGUCACAAUCAGAGAGAAGAUGUGCAUGGCGUGCCUUCGUAAAAUCUGCAGCUACAAUUUAUGAGGUGGUUCAAGCCUCAAUUAUUUUAGAGGACACCAUCAAAGCCGAGUACUUGAGAAAUCACUGGUGGUAUUGGUCAUCACCUUCAGCUGCAGCAAGAAUCUCGACGCUCUCAGCCCUCGCUCUCCGUGUGUAUGCCUUGGACUCUGCUGUUUUGUACGAGAAACUUUCGUGUCAAGAUGUCUCAGAGACAGAUUGCAAGGAAGAAAGAGAACCUCCUCAUAAUCCUGUCCCCACAAACACAGCCAGUCCUUCAAGGCAAAAGCUGCUCGACCCCGAACCUGCUGAGACUUCGAGACCCAAGGGUAGCAGGACAAGCAAGAGGCGAAGAGAUUCAUGUGGCAGCUAAAGCAGGAAACAAAAGUGAAGCAGAUCAUCAUUAUCUGCAGUUUUCCCAAGGAACUCGCUGUACCCGUGGUUGAAACUGUUUAAGCAGAAAAAGGACUUGCAUAAGGUGUGCAAUAUCCUCUAUCCAAAACUCCUGGAGCAGGCUGUGCACUAACUUCAUCUAUUGUUUGGCGAACUCGAAAGAUGCUGUUUUGCUUUGACUUGGAAGUUAACCAAAUUCUUCCAGCACAUAGCCUCUCUUCGAGUAUACAUACAGAAGGCCUUUAUGCCGAUAAGAUUGUGCAUUUGGGCUUCAUACAAAUUUGGGGUUUGGGGGGUUGGGGGGGUGGGUGGGGAAGAGGCGGGCGUGUUAAACUGUUCCAUCUGAUGUACAUAUAAUAGCAAGUUUGAGCAGUUGUUAGUGGCAUCAUGUAUAUAAGUUUUAUAGAGACGAGUAAUGUUGUUCAUCAGAAACCUUCCUGAUAAAUGAAAAGGCAGCCAAAGUCUUCUGAUAUCAUACAAUCAGAGGACUUUGUUUUAGGUAACAA